AUGGCGACAAGUCAAGCUGAGAGCGGCAAAACCUUGUGCGAGGGCGAAGCAAGCACGACAGCCAGCCUUGAUACUACGGUUCGAGUCGAUAUUGGCCACCAAGAGGAAUCAAGUACCGUUCAGCGAGGAGUAGCGAACUCUAACGAUAUCCAUGCUGCGAACAUAAAACCUGAUGCUGAAAAGGGGACAACACAAGAUGGCGAAGGAUAUCCUACGCCAGACCCAAAUGUCGUUGAUUGGUCUGGUCCCGAUGAUCCUGAGAACCCACGAAACUGGUCCAAAGCCUACAAAUUGACCAACAUCAUCGUCAUCAGCCUAUCCGUCCUAUACACCAACCUCGCAACCACAAUGUUCGCCCCCGGCGCCGCUACCAUGCAACGAGAAUUCGGCUUCAAGAGCAACACAGUUGAAGUCCUGGCCAUAACCAUGGCAUCACUCGGUUUUGCACUCGGCCAGUUAUUCAUACCCCCUAUGUCUGAAGUCUUCGGCCGCAUGCCCAUCUACCGCACGAGCUCAAUCUUCUACAUGGGGUUUACAGCUGGUUGUGCGCGGAGCACGAGCGUUGCAGAGUUUUUGGUGUUUCGGUUGUUGACUGGCUUGGCUGCCGCGUCGUAUAUGUCUACGGGUGGGGGGACGGUGGCUGAUCUUUUGCCGAAGGAGGAGAGGGGUGUUGCGAUGGCUAUUUUCACGGCUGGACCUCUUUUCGGGCCUGUCCUUGGCCCUAUUGUGGGAGGAUUCGUUGUCGAAAAUCUUGGAUGGAGAUGGUGUUUCUACCUCAUCUUGAUACUUGCCGGCGGAGUCACAACAAUCACCUUCUUGUUCAUGCACGAAACAAGCUCUAUCAACAUCCUCAAGUCCAAGGCAGCUCGACUUCGUAAAGAGACCGGCAAUCCAAACCUCCGCGCCGCUGGUGAUAAGCAAACCCCAGUCAAGCAGCUCGUGCUCCACGCCCUUACCAGGCCUAUGAAGUUCCUCUUCACAUCGCCAAUCGUCGCUCUUAUCUCAUUAUAUAUCGCCUUCAACUUCGGCGUAACCAUGCUUCUCUUCGCCACAUUCCCAACUGUCUACGAGAACACUUACCACUGGAGCGUCAGUAUGUCUGGCCUGGCAUAUAUUGGUGUUGGAGUUGGCUGCGCCAUAGGCGUUAUCACCUUUGCCAAACUGAGUGACCGUCUGAUAAAAGCUGAAAGGGGGAACUACCGCGCUGAACGACGACUUAUCAUGAUGAUGUUUGUAUCUCCACUGUUUCCGAUCGGGCUGUUUAUCUACGGUUGGACCACUGAGUACAAGGCCCACUGGGUUAUUCCCAUUAUCGGUACUGCGAUCUGUGGACCUGGAGCAGUUAUCAUUAACUCGUCAUCGCAGACGUACAUAAUCGACAUCUCUGGGCCUCAAGCAGCGGCGUCAGCACUUGCAGCGAUUACUCUGCUUCGCAACCUGACUGGAGCUUUUCUGCCCCUUGCUGCCCCGGCACUCUAUGCGAACCUGGGUUUGGGCUGGGGGAAUAGUGUGUUGGCCUUUAUCACGGUUGCUUUUAUACCCGUGCCGAUGUGCUUUUACUUGUACGGUGCAUCCCUGCGGAAAAGGUUCCCUGUUGAGAUCUAA
This is a messenger RNA of Fusarium verticillioides 7600, 1605 nucleotides long. RefSeq lists its product as hypothetical. Gene Ontology annotation, biological process: transmembrane transport. The record is from RefSeq and is a predicted model, not a curated record. NCBI's taxonomy places the organism in Eukaryota, Fungi, Ascomycota, Sordariomycetes, Hypocreales, Nectriaceae. Bases 1 to 1605 code for a protein of 534 amino acids. Gene Ontology annotation, molecular function: transmembrane transporter activity. The transcript is spliced from 3 exons.